AUGGCGCCGGGUCCGCGCAUGCGCACCACGCUGACCCGGGCGGGCGGCGCAGCCGCUCCAGUGGUAGCCCCAUACAUCUCAGCAGCGAGCCCGCGCCGCGCCGCGCGUCUGUGCCGGGGUUUCGGCCGCGUGGCUCCGCCCUGCCGGCGUCUGGGGCGAGGAGGGUGCGGUUUCCGCGCCCGGUCAGCGGGGUCUGGGCCUGGCGGGUCCUCCCCUGCCCCUUUGGCCGGGAGGCUCGGAGCCCCACCCGGCCUGAGCCCCGCUCUAACUCUGCCAGACCCAGAGCCCACGGGCUGGAGGUGCCUCCCUGUGUCUAGCCGAGGAAAAAAGCUGUGCAGGAACUCGGUCCUGCCCUGCCGUCCGUUGGUAAACCCCCCUCGGGAAAUCCACUGCCGUUGCUUUUGUUCUGGAACCAUGAUAACGCAGCUAUUAUUCGGUCAUCGCAGAACUCGGAGUCGGAAGCAGAAAGAUCAUGAGUUCGAGACCAGUCUUAAGAGUGCUUCAGGAGCCGAGAGGAUUUUUUACUCCCCCUUCUGUCCUCUGCCACCUCCGUUGUCAGCUACGAUUUCCUCAUCUGAGAAGGUGUUUAGACUUCAAAGAAUCCAAAAUUCUGAAACAUCUCAUUUCCCUGAGUAGACUAAAUUAUAAAAACUUGUAGCAGAGCCCCCUAGUGGUUGUAAGGGAGCUCAACUGUUACAACUAAACACUACAAUUAAUUUUUGCCUUGAUAGAAACCUAAGAAUAUUGUAUAUAUUUGUGCCCACACGACUUAAAAUACUUUUUAUCACACUCUGCCUAACCUCAAGAAACUUAACAAUAAUCGAACAGAGAACAAGUUAGAAAGGUCUGAUAAUUUCUUUGAAAGAUAGGGAGUCGGUAAUGCUUCUUCUGUGCCGAAGCUUGACCCCUGGGCCUGUGCAUGCCUAGUAUGUGCCCUGCGAACUGUGCGUGCCGAGUGUGUGCGCUGUGGACUGUGCGUGCCGAGUGUGUGCCCUGCGGACUGUGCGUGCCGAGUGUGUGCAUUGCGAACGGCCCGUGGCCCAGCCAGGUUGUGGUGUGUGUUUAUGCUUAGGCAGGCUCUCAUUAUACAACCCAGGUCGACCACCAACCGAAACUUUUCUGACUCAGCCUCCCUAAGGCUCAGACUAUGGAUAGACACCACCACACAAGGCUCAGGUUUAUGAAUUUUUUAGUGCAAGUAAUUAUUUGAGGGCAAAUCCCACUUUUGGAAUUCAUUCUAAUAGAAUAACACCUUAACAACAUUCUAGAGAGCCGAAAGGAUGUAGCUGGUGAUACCUGAAUAACUUCAUGAGUAGGCUCAUAGCAGUGUUCAUGUCUUAGCUUUGGCAAUGCUCCGCAGUAAUUUACAAUGUUCGCAUUACCAGAAGGUGAGUAAAGAACAUACAGAAAUCUCUACUAUCUUUGCAGCUUAUCUGUAAGGCAGUCAUUCUGAACUGGGCUUGGCGCCUUACUCCCAGAACCCCAACUACUUGGGAAGCUAGGGCCAGAGGUCAGCCUAGAGGAAGAAAAACAGCUGAUCAAGAGAAUGGUAUCUCUGGUCUGGGUGGAGACCCGCCGGUCCAGCUGGGCUAGUUGAAUCAGCUAGGGGACCACCUUCCGCCUACUAAAGAGAGAGAUGGCAUGAUUAGUUCUUUAAUGAUGUGCUGUACUUUUCCUUCCCAGAGUCUCCGCCCCUCGUGCAGCUCAGCAUCUGAGCUUUGUAUGGUUGUCAGUCUGCCCACAUUUCUGAAUUACUCAGAAAAGUUUACUUUUACUGUUUGCUAAGCAUGCUUUUCCUUAAUGCUUGGGCUUUUCCCCCCAACAUUUUGGGCUUCCUUAACUCUUUUUAUACAGCUUCUCACUGUAUGACUGUUUAUUUUUCAUGUGUCUGACCUUUAUGUCACCUUAAAUGGCUUCCUCCCCUCCCCAUCUCCUCCAGCCAACUGCUGAAGUGUAGAGCUCACCUGGCUUGGGUUUUUAUUUUCUUUAUCUGUUUGUUCUUGAGAAAGGGUCUCACUGGAGCUUUGGCAAGCCUGGAGCCUAGUGGUAGACCAGGCUGACCUCAGAAAAGACCCAUCUCGUGCCAGGUGGUGGUGAUGCCUGCCUUUAAUCCCAGUACUCGGGAGGCAAAGGCAGGCAGAUUUCUGUGAGUCUGAAGCCAGACUGGUCUACAGAGCAAGUUCCAGGACAGGUAGGAGUGUUUCACAGAGACACCCUAUCUGGAAAAGCCAAGAGAGAGAGAGAGA
This is a messenger RNA of Alexandromys fortis (reed vole), 2246 nucleotides long. RefSeq lists its product as uncharacterized. The record is from RefSeq and is a predicted model, not a curated record. The transcript is spliced from 2 exons. Bases 1 to 636 code for a protein of 211 amino acids. NCBI's taxonomy places the organism in Eukaryota, Metazoa, Chordata, Mammalia, Rodentia, Cricetidae.